Molecule: messenger RNA, 4146 nt
Organism: Esox lucius (northern pike)
Lineage: Eukaryota; Metazoa; Chordata; Actinopteri; Esociformes; Esocidae
Gene: dab1a
Product: DAB adaptor protein 1a
Exons: 18
Coding region: 327-2189 (620 amino acids)
Biological process (GO): ventral spinal cord development; lateral motor column neuron migration
Source: RefSeq, a predicted model, not a curated record
CUCAGAGGCACUUCCUUCUUCCUCACCUGUCUCUCUCAGUGGGCUUGGUGCAGCAGUGUAGUGUAGGGUGGCUUGUUGUUCUGUGCUAUCAAGCGUCUUUCUGGAGUUCUCAGGACCAACAGCUGCUCUCUGUAAGUGUGUGUGGGAUGUCGUGUCAGGGCUAGAGCCCCUUCCUCUCCCAUGAGCCUGUGCGCCCACACACACACACGGCGCCCCCGUAAACACACCCAGACCCGGCACUGAAGUUGUGAAGUGGACCCCUCAGAGCCAGACCGGAGCAGAACCGGAUCGAACCGGCCGUUGAGCCGGCGGGGCGGAGCCUGAGGAUGUCAACAGAGGCGGAGCUACAGCCAGCUGUCAGGCCCAGUGUCAGGAGAGACCCCAGGAGAAAAGGGCAGGAUCGCACUGAGGCCGGGUUGAUCAGGCGGUUUAAAGGAGAUGGCGUACGCUACAAGGCUAAACUUAUCGGUCUGGAUGAAGUCACUGCAGCAAGAGGAGACAAACUCUGUCAAGACUCUAUGAUGAAGCUUAAGGGUAUAGCGGCAGCCGGGCGGUCUAAAGGUGACCACAAACAAAAGGUGUUUCUAACCGUCUCCUUUGGAGGAAUCAAGAUCUUCGACGAGAAGUCUGGGGUCCUCCAACACCACCAUGCAGUCCAUGAGAUCUCUUACAUUGCUAAAGACAUCACGGACCACCGAGCCUUCGGCUAUGUCUGUGGGAAGGAGGGGAACCACCGCUUUGUAGCCAUCAAGACCGCUCAGUCGGCAGAACCAGUGAUCCUGGACCUCCGGGACCUGUUCCAGCUCAUCUAUGACAUCAAACAGAGGGAGGAGAUGGAGAAGAAAGCCCAGAAGGACAAACAGUGUGAACAGGCUGUUUACCAGACCAUACUGGAGGAAGACUUGGAAGACCCAGUCUACCAGUACAUUGUGUUUGAGGCAGGACACGAGCCCAUCCGCGACCAAUCAGAAGAGAGCAUUUAUCAGGUUCCGACCAGCCAACAGAAGGAGGGGGUGUAUGACGUCCCCAAGAGACACCCAACCAGUCCGAACGCUCCGAAUGGUCAACACGAUCACCCACAGCCAAAACAGCAGCCAGAGGAGAGCCCCUCUCUCAUAGAUUUCAUGGAUAUGGACAGUGUAUGGACACCACAGAAUAUCAACCAAUUAGAGCUUUUCGGAGACAUCUCCACACUCCCGGACAUCUACUCACCUUCGACCCCUGCCUCACCAGCCAACACACUGGACCCAUCUCUGGGUCUGCAGCCCCCUGCAGAACUCUUCACGCCCUUCAACCCUUCCUCCAUACCCUCAGAAAUCGAGACUCAUCAGACCAGGCAACAUUCUUCCAGUCUUCAACUGUCCAAUUUUGGUUAUGUGACGAUGGGGGCGGUACCUCCAGGCCAGGUGUGGUCCCAGCAGGCGUUCGCGGCCCAGGCAGGUCCUCUAUUCGGGGUCCAGUCUCCCCUGGGUCAGUCCCUCCCUGUGGCCCAGGUCCUCCCUGGAGGCCAGCCUCUCAUUUGGGGCCAGGCCAACCUCUUCCCUGCUACACAGCAGCAGUGGGCAGCCAUGACGGGAGCAGGGUUCCCUGCUACAGCCUACCUCCCAGCCCAACCAGGAUCUCUACCUACCAUGCCUGCCAUGUUCCUCCCUGUCAAUCAACCCUGCGACAGCCUAUCAGCCUCUGGGGCCGCCUCUAACCUCGCCCCGUCAUCAGCCUCCAGUCCCCAUCAUGCAGAGCGACAGCGGCAGAAGACGAGCAAGGAGAUGUUUAGGGACUUCCAGCUAGCCAAGCCCCCGGCCAUGCCGGCUAAGAUGGGGGACCAACAGCACUACGUAGCGGGAACCUCGGAGGCCUUCAGCUCCUACUUCAGCCGCUUGGGCGCGGCCGCCGACACGGAGGACUGUGAUGACUUUGACAUCUCCCAGCUCAACCUCACUCCUGUCACCUCCACCACGCCCUCCACCAACUCACCGCCGACCCCAGCCCCCAGGCUGUGUUCUCCCUCCAAGUCGUCAGCGUCGCACGUCAGUGACCCCCCCACAGAUGCCACCGACCCCCCCACAGACGACUCGUUCGGUGAGGUCGAGGGCAGCCCCAGCCGCAGUGGGGAGGAGGAUGCGGGGAAGGAAGUCUGUCAGCGGGGGAAGGAUCCUCUCUACGCCCAGAUCAACAAGGGGAAGAAAUAGAGACACUGGACUGACCAACCAACGCUGCUGUGUGUGUGUGUGUGUGUGUGUAACUCUUCACUAGCAGCAGCCGGGCCUCCCCUCUAACAAAGGACCCUACUCCCUCCUUCCCACUCUCUUCUUCACUCUUUAUCUCCCUGUCUCGCCCUUUCAGUUGUUGCCUCCCUUACCUACGCACACACCCCUCCACCUCGGUAUCAAACAUGGACACACUCAGUGACUGCAGUAGGAUGAGCAAUGAUUGGUGUGCUGGGAUUGUUAUAUCUGAUUGGCCUUUUUAUUGGGAUCUUUACAUCUGAUUGGCCGGUUUAUUGGGAUCUUUACAUCUGAUUGGCCGGUUUAUUGGGAUCUUUAGAUCUGAUUGGCCGGUUUAUUGGGAUUUUUACAUCUGGCUAUUUGGGAGUUUUUUCUUCCUGACCUGUGAGUGUCUGCUGAAUCACUAUGCAGAUAUAGACUCUGCGAGCUGCUCACAUAGAUGAAAUGUACACACACACACAUGCACACACACUUUGAGUGCACACAUAUUGUAUACACACACAGUGAUCACACACAUGCACACACACAGAAACACAGUGUUUUGCCAAAUGUUUCUUCUCUGAUGGAUUCGGAGGGAACGGACAGAGGGGCAUAAAUGUUGCCAACCUAACUGGCACUGGCUGGCAUGGACUGAUAUUGCCAAAACAACCGGGCACCGCUGGGCGUCGGAUGGAUGUUGCCAAACUAACUAAUUCUGUGAUUGAACUGCUCAUUCUCUAUAAUAGCUUUUGUACAAUAUGGAUUAAAACAGAAACACGGAAAAGGAAUUUUUAUUUUCUAAGCCUGUCAAGCCGCCGGAGUCAACUCUGCUGGAGUAACACUGUCACAUGGCUUUAAGGGACCUGAUUGUCUGUUUGCCAAACUCAUUUUGUAAAUAAUAAUAAUUCUAAUAACAUCUACUGAUAAUAUAGAUAUUCUGUCCACAGGACUUCUGUGCCAUAAAAUAGGCAGGCUUCAGUUAUGCAACUAGAAGGUAUCAAGCAAUACCAACAUUUCCUCUGUCUUUCAGCCUGUCUGUCUGUGUGCCUGUCUGUCUUUCAGCCUGUCUGUCUGUGUGCCUGUCUGUGUGUCUUUCUGCUUGUCAUUUGUCUGUCUGCCUGUCUGUCUUUCUUUCCAGGUUCAUAUUUAUAUCUUCAUCCCUAUGAAUGUGUGUGUCUGUUCUCCUACCCAGCACUUACUGUGCAAGACUUUACAAUACUGAUGCUUAUUAACAUGUAUGUUACGUUCCCUGUAACCUCUUUAAGUCACCCAAUCAGCUCCUCUGCACUUCAUAUCAUCCUUCAGUCUGAGUGACAGAAGCCUUAACCAUCAACCCAACCGCACUCCUCACAAUAUCUGCCUGUCCGUCUGCCUGUCCGUGUCUCAUCGGCCUUUGUCCCGCUCGUCUGUCUGUCUCCGUGCUUCAGUCCGUCUGCCUGUCCGUGUCUCAUCGGCCUUUGUCCCGCUCGUCUGUCUGUCUCCGUGCUUCAGUCCGUCUGCCUGUCCGUGUCUCAUCGGCCUUUGUCCCGCUCGUCUGUCUGUCUCCAUGCUUCUGUCCGUCUGUCUAUCCGUUCUGUACAUCUCUGCUAGUAGGCUACUCCAUCAACUGUGAUGCCAAUGACUCUAUUUUAUGGCCAGGGGUCUCUGUGUGUUUAGACUCCUUUGGAUAGACAUAUUGAUAAAUAAUUCUGUUUGGAUGAAAGAGGACUAAAGGGAAACACGCUGUUUGAUUACGUAACAUUUCUAGACCCAUUUUAACCUUACCUCAGAUAACGGUUUCUUAAUGUAAAUUGACACAUUAUUUUUAUCUUUAUGAAUACAACAGCAUUCUACCGUGGAUUUUUAGAAGAUUUUUCUUUUCUUUUGGUUUGAUUUACGUCUUCACCAUGUAUAACUGUUACUAUUAAACACAUCCCAAUGGAUAACUGGAUCUGAAUAAUCA